Molecule: messenger RNA, 846 nt
Organism: Penicillium egyptiacum
Lineage: Eukaryota; Fungi; Ascomycota; Eurotiomycetes; Eurotiales; Aspergillaceae
Source: the annotation of a GenBank genome assembly
AUGGAUAUCGAAACAAAGUUGAAGUAUCUCCAAUGGCAAACCAACUAUACUCAUAUUAGACCAUAUCGAAUCGCCCAAUUCGGUCGCAAAAGGAAGAACAAUGAGCAAAAGACGCCGCACAAUCUAGUUUUCCAGGAAGGAGCCGUUGCCGAGACCAUCAGAGAUAUCAGAGGAAUAGAAGCAGAGGGAACCUGGAGUUUCACCCUUGAGACCAAUGGCUUUGUGUAUCGGAGGUACCCGUCGCCUUUAUUCACCAACCCAAAGGAUUUUGGCGAUCCAUAUCAUAUUCAAAAUAUAUUUUUACCAGAAUGUGAGGCGAUAUUGAGAAAUGAGAUUGAGGGAGUCGAGCGAGUUUUCAUUUUUGAUUGGAAAAUCAGAAAAAGGAAAAGCGCAAAAGAGCGGCGAGAGCUGAACCAAAAUUUAUUGAGCUUUGCGCGACACGUGCAUAUAGCUGUAUACAUGCUUUUUAUAGCUUUCUUGGUUUCCUCUGACGUGAAAAAUUUCAGCAUAUGGCGGCCAAUUAAUGGACCUGUCGAAGAUCAACCUAUUGCUGUGUGUGAUGGAAGAACUGUCGACACAUCUAAAUUGGUCGAAACAGAUAUGAUCAGCGGUGAUUAUACAGGAACGCUGCUUUAUCCACUUUAUGAGCCAGGGAAUAUUCGCCAAUGGCACUAUUUGAGCAGACAAGGCAUUGAAGAUGUGCUGCUGUUCAAGAGUUUUGACUCGAAAAAGGGUAGUGUCGAACAUGCCCCCCACACAUCGUUCACACUGCCGGAUACCCCGAGUGAUGCACGCCCAAGGAUUAGUGUUGAGGUCAGGGCUUUAGUGUUCACGCGCUCGAUGUAA